UCUUCUACCUUCGCUAAGCGCGCUAGCUACUUCUGUAAGGCUCGAUAGACACCAUGGAGAGCGGGGGCACGAGGGAGCAGCAGCCAUGGCGCUACAGCUGCAGCUUCGCGUGGCCGCCGCGCUCCUACACCUGCAGCUUCUGCAAGAGGGAGUUCCGGUCCGCGCAGGCCCUCGGUGGCCACAUGAAUGUCCACCGCAGGGACAGGGCCAGGCUCCGCCACGGCUCCCCACCCCCUCCCCCUCCUCAGCUUGCUGCUGCUGCUGGAAGCCCUAACCCUAGACGGGCAGCAGCGGCGGCAGCUAUCCCCAACCUCAACUAUCCUCCUCCUCCACCGUCGCAGCCAUCCCUGUGCAAUGAACUCUCGUCGGUGGCUGCGGCGAGCACAGGGGCGUUAGGGUUGAGCCUGGAGCUGGGGUUGGAGGCUGGUGUGCAGUCCUGCGCCAAGGAGGAUGAUGAUGGUCUGGAUCUUGAGCUUAGGCUCGGCUGCUCUUGAUCGAUCGAGCAUAUGCAUAACAUUCUCUAGUCUAGCUAAUUACUGUACAUCACUAGGUUGGUUCUCUAGUUAGUUCUAGCAGUAGCCAGCUUAGUUCAAGCUAUGAGAAUGGCUGAAUUGGUGUUUGCUUCAUCGUCUCUUCAAUGUAUUAUUAGUUCGGCUUUGAUGUUUUAAGCUAGCUAGGUAUCUAUGGUCGUGUUUACUGUUUAGAAUGGU
Messenger RNA from Triticum urartu, 710 nucleotides. NCBI's taxonomy places the organism in Eukaryota, Viridiplantae, Streptophyta, Magnoliopsida, Poales, Poaceae. The record is from RefSeq and is a predicted model, not a curated record.